This is a messenger RNA of Nakaseomyces glabratus, 2154 nucleotides long. It is a transcript of the gene GCD6, whose product is annotated as translation initiation factor eIF2B catalytic subunit epsilon. Gene Ontology annotation, molecular function: translation initiation factor activity; guanyl-nucleotide exchange factor activity; translation initiation factor binding. NCBI's taxonomy places the organism in Eukaryota, Fungi, Ascomycota, Saccharomycetes, Saccharomycetales, Saccharomycetaceae. Gene Ontology annotation, cellular component: eukaryotic translation initiation factor 2B complex. Gene Ontology annotation, biological process: biosynthetic process. The record is from RefSeq and is a predicted model, not a curated record.
AUGGCAGGUAAGAAAGGGAAAGGUGUUCCCCCCAAAAAGAACGAUGACAUGGAUGUCGAAGACCGUUUGCAGGCUGUUGUCCUUACGGAUUCCUACGAGACCAGAUUCAUGCCAUUGACUGCAUCUAAACCUCGUUGUCUGAUGCCAUUGGCGAAUGUCCCACUGAUCGAGUAUACACUAGAAUUUCUAGCCAAGGCAGGCGCUGAUGAGGUCUUCCUAGCUUGUAGUGCGCACGCCAAGCAAGUCGACGAGUAUAUUGAGCAAUCCAAGUGGAACUUGCCCUGGUCUCCUUUCAAAGUUACCACUUUGAUGAACCCGGAAGCCAGGUCUAUUGGUGAUGUGAUGAGAGACCUGGAUAACAGAGGUAUCAUAACAGGCGACUUCAUUCUUGUCAGUGGUGAUGUCGUCACUAACAUUGACUUUUCGAAGAUGUUGAGUUUCCACAAGGAAAUGCAUGCGAAGGACAAAGACCAUAUUGCUACAAUGUGUCUGAACAAGGCCAGCCAGUAUUAUAUGACAAGAACCAUAGAACCAGCUUGUUUCGUCUUGGAGAAAUCGACGAACAGAUGUCUAUAUUACCAGGAUAUGCCAUCACCAAAUUCAAGAUCUAGGAAAGUCUUAGAUGUUGAUCCCGAACUUUUGGAAAAUGUGGAUUCUUUCUCAAUGAGAAACGACUUGAUUGAUUGUAGAAUUGAUAUAUGCACACCUCACGUUCCGCCUAUUUUCCAAGACAACUUCGAUUAUCAAUCCUUGAGAUCUGACUUUUUAAAAGGUGUUAUUUCCAGUGAUCUGUUAGGCAAACACAUUUAUGCUUACAUAACUGAUGAAUAUGCAGUUAGAGCCGAAAGCUGGCACUCAUUUGAUACCAUAUCACAGGAUUUCUUAGGUAGACUUUGUUAUCCGUUAGUCCUGGAGUCCAACAUCCAGGAAGACCAAACAUACUCUUACGAAUCAGGUCACAUUUACAAAGAAAAGGAUGUUGUCCUUGCACAGUCAUGUAAGAUAGGAAAAUGCACAGCCAUUGGAGCUGGUACCAAGAUUGGAGAGAGAACAGUGGUUGAAAACUGUGUCAUUGGUAGAAACUGUAUAAUUGGCGAAAACAUCAAUAUCAAGAACAGUUAUAUUUGGGAUAAUACGGUCAUUGGCAAUGGUUGUAAUAUCUCUCAUUGUAUUGUCGCCUCAAACACAAAGAUGGGAGCAAACGUUAUCUUGAAUGAUGGAUGUAUCAUUGGCUUCGAUGUUGUUAUUGAGGAUAACAAAGAAAUACCGGCAGGCAGUAAAAUAUCUAGUGUUCCAGUUGCAAGCAGCCGUUCAAGACUUCCUGCAUCUGAUGGUUAUGAUGAUGAAGAUGACGAUGAGGAAUACUCUGAGACCUUUGAUGACACCACGCAGCAAGCUUUGGCUUCUGAACUAGUUGGGGAACAUGGUGUAGGUUACGUCUACGAGAGUGAUGCUUCUGAUAUAGAAGAGUAUGAUGAAGACGAGUGUUUCAAGAUAGUGAAUAGCUUGAGGCAGCAAGUCGAAGAUAUAUACCUGAGUGAUAACUCCAUAUCAUCGACUAAGAGGAGAACUAAGAAGAAGAGAACCAUGUCUACGAACAGUGUAUACACUGAUCGCGAAGACUACUUGUCAGAUGAGGAGGAAGGAGAAGAUUUCUUGGUCGAGGGUAUUGCCACUGUAGAGAGAGCCAUCGAGAACGAUCACGAUCUAGAUACAGCCCUAUUGGAGUUAAACACAUUAAGAAUGAGUAUGAACGUCACAUACCAUGAGGUUAGAUUAGCCACAGCCACAGCACUGGUGAGAAGAGUGUAUCACUUCAUAGAGACACAGACCUUGGGGCCUAAAGAAGCCGUCCCCAAAGUGUUCGGCCAAUGGGGUGCACUUUUCAACAGACAAGUGUUCGAGCCCGAGGAGUACCUGGAUUUGAUGAACAUCCUGAUGGAGAUUAUCGCCGAGCAGAAAUUCGAGAAACCGGAGUUCAUCCUGUUCAGUGCUCUGAAUACCUUGUAUGACAACGAUAUCUUGGAGGAAGACUCCAUAUAUGAGUGGUGGGACAACGUCUCGCAGGACAGCAAAUACGACCAAGUCAAGACCCUCACAGCCAAGUGGGUCGAUUGGCUCAGGAACGCAGAAGAAGAGUCCGACGACGAGUGA